Messenger RNA from Nomascus leucogenys (northern white-cheeked gibbon), 4763 nucleotides. It is a transcript of the gene CBLL1, whose product is annotated as Cbl proto-oncogene like 1. Gene Ontology annotation, molecular function: ubiquitin protein ligase activity. The record is from RefSeq and is a predicted model, not a curated record. Lineage: Eukaryota; Metazoa; Chordata; Mammalia; Primates; Hylobatidae. Gene Ontology annotation, biological process: regulation of cell adhesion; protein ubiquitination.
CCGGAAGGCAGUGCGCACGCGCUCGCUGCGACUCCGGCGCGGUUGACUUCCGCUCCCACUGUGCUCUGCGAGCCGAAUCAUGGAUCACACUGACAAUGAGUUACAAGGCACUAAUAGUUCUGGAUCCUUGGGUGGUCUUGAUGUUCGCAGACGAAUUCCUAUAAAGCUCAUCUCCAAACAAGCAAACAAAGCGAAACCUGCACCGCGAACUCAAAGGACUAUAAGCAGGAUGCCUGCAAAGGCUCCACCUGGUGAUGAAGAAGGAUUUGAUUAUAAUGAAGAAGAACGGUAUGACUGUAAAGGGGGUGAGCUGUUUGGAAAUCAGCGAAGAUUUCCUGGACACCUUUUUUGGGACUUUCAGAUAAACAUCUUAGGUGAAAAGGAUGAUACACCGGUUCAUUUCUGUGACAAGUGUGGAUUGCCUAUUAAAAUCUAUGGGAGAAUGAUUCCAUGCAAGCAUGUUUUUUGCUAUGACUGUGCUAUUUUACAUGAAAAAAAGGGAGAUAAGAUGUGUCCAGGCUGUAGUGAUCCUGUGCAGCGAAUUGAGCAGUGUACACGAGGUUCUCUCUUCAUGUGUAGCAUUGUUCAAGGGUGCAAGAGAACAUAUUUGUCUCAGAGAGACUUACAGGCUCAUAUCAACCAUCGCCAUAUGAGAGCUGGAAAACCUGUUACCCGUGCUUCACUUGAAAAUGUUCAUCCUCCUAUUGCCCCACCACCAACAGAAAUCCCUGAGCGUUUUAUAAUGCCACCAGACAAGCACCAUAUGAGCCAUAUUCCGCCAAAGCAGCACAUCAUGAUGCCACCACCUCCUUUGCAACAUGUGCCACAUGAGCACUAUAAUCAGCCACAUGAGGAUAUUCGUGCUCCUCCAGCAGAAUUGUCCAUGGCUCCACCUCCACCUCGAUCGGUCAGUCAGGAAACCUUUCGUAUUUCAACAAGAAAACACAGCAAUUUAAUAACCGUCCCUAUUCAGGAUGACUCAAAUUCAGGUGCUAGAGAACCACCACCUCCUGCCCCAGCACCUGCUCACCAUCAUCCUGAAUAUCAGGGUCAACCAGUGGUAUCGCACCCUCAUCAUAUUAUGCCUCCACAGCAACAUUAUGCACCACCCCCACCUCCUCCACCACCAAUAAGCCAUCCAAUGCCACAUCCUCCCCAGGCUGCAGGUACUCCUCACUUGGUAUAUAGCCAAGCUCCACCUCCACCAAUGACCUCUGCUCCACCACCAAUAACCCCUCCCCCUGGACAUAUUAUUGCCCAGAUGCCACCUUAUAUGAAUCAUCCUCCUCCAGGACCUCCCCCACCUCAACAUGGUGGUCCACCUGUAACUGCACCCCCUCCUCACCAUUAUAAUCCUAACUCAUUACCCCAGUUCACUGAAGAUCAAGGAACUCUGAGCCCUCCAUUUACACAACCAGGGGGAAUGAGUCCUGGUAUAUGGCCUGCACCAAGAGGGCCACCUCCUCCUCCACGAUUGCAGGGUCCGCCUUCUCAAACCCCACUUCCUGGACCACAUCAUCCAGAUCAGACGAGAUAUAGACCGUAUUACCAAUGAUAAUAGUAUUUUGAACUGAAGAUAUGAGGAGGAAAAAAACUUAUAUAUAGUCAAUCUUUUAAUUAAGCUUUGACUGUUUUGGGAAGGAAAAGUACCUCUUACUGAGGUAGUAUAAAACAAUUAGGGUCUUGUUUCUUAAAAUGGUUUUAAAUCUUGACCUUAAGAUUGAUUUCAAGUACCAUACUGUAGUACAGAUAAGUGGCUCAGUUGAGCACAGCUAUAUUUUAACAUCUCUUUGUUCCCCUAGUUUAGUAAAUUGACCCAGAGGUGACCAUUUGUAAAAAAUUCGAAAAAAUUUUUCAUUGUUUUACUUCAAAAGUAUUGUUUUGUUAAACCCAAUGUUUAGUUUUUCUUGUGAUACAUUUUGUUAACCUGUGUAAAAGGAUUAAAUUUCAAUAUGGUUGUAAAAAUGCGAUUUUUAUGUGAAUUUAAGUGCAGCCACAUACUGUUUUUUAAACCAUAUGUUUUACCACUAAUUUCCCAAAGUUAUAAUAAAAUCCUAAAAGUAAAAAUCUACUAGAAUUUGCUGUAAGGCAGACUGUUAAAUGAUAGAGAAUUAUUUCACAUUUUAGGCACUGAAAUAUUGAGGUUUUGAGGUAUAGUAAGUAUACAAUGCACUUCACUUGGAUGCCUUUUCAUUUUUAGGCAGCCUCAGGAGCACCAAAAUACAUGGGAAUUCUAGUACUAAGAUAUAUUUGUAAUGUUAAAAGACAUUACUAAUUAUUUGGAAAGAGAUGGCCAAAGUAAUCAACUCUACAGGCUUCAAGCUGGGGGGGAAUGCUGUUACUCAUUAAUGCUUUUUUACUGAAUGGUCGGAAUCACAUAUGCACCACACAUACUGAUCUUAAGUAACAUUAUUUUAUAGAACUGUUUAAAUGGUGUUAUUUAGAUGAAAUGUGGUCUGUUCAUUGUAUUAAACUGAAUAGGGCUGAAUAGGCUUUAUGUAAUUCUUCAUUUCAUGGUAGAGUUUGAUGCUGUGUUUAAGUGGGUUCUUGUUUAUAGGAUUUUCAACUACAGUUUGAAUGCCAUGGAGGAAUUUGAAUAAUGUAUUAAUGAAGGACAUAUUCUUGUAAUCACAAAUUUGCAUUUGCUCAGGUUUCAUUGCUGUGUGAUAGGAUUUUUCCUCUAACUUGAAAUUUAAACACUUUUAUUUCCUACUCCUUUUGUCGGUAAAGCAGUCUGAAUUUGGAACAUUUUAGCAUGGAGUCAACAGUGAAGACUACCAGAUAAUUUUGUAUUGGAGAAGAGGAAAUAACAGCUAAAUUGUGGAUUUCAGUGCUUUACAUGGUGCCUUUAGAGUCAGCUUUUACAUUAUAGGGGCUUGUUAUAGUUCAGCUAGGAUGACCACUUAACAAUUUAUACAGAACUCAUACGUAUAAAUCAACAUUCUUAGGAUAUUAUUUAUAUCCUUUGAAUAAAUCCCUGUGAAGUUUUUCCUCCCCACUAAAAUGGUGCAUAAUAAAACAUGAAAUGUGUAGUAUGCAGAUAUCAUUUAUUAGAUAGUUUGUAGUGUAUACAUUUAGAACAUACUUCUUUUGACAAAGGGUGAUCUGUGCUAAUUUACCAUUUUAUUCUGUCAGGUACAGGUGAAACAGAUUCUCAUCUUGAAUGAUCAGAUGCAAAAUCAUUUCUGAACCCUAGAGCAGAAGUUAGAAAUAACAAAAUGGCCGUUUCAAGCUUGACUGGCCAAAAAUAAGUAAUAAACUUUCUUGUUUUAAGUCAGGCAAGUGAUUUUCUACACUUAGCAGUUUGAAAGUCCAGUGUUAAUGCAAUAUUUCUAGUGAGAAAUGCUUGUUAUUAAAAGCAUGGGAGUGAAAUAGUGUGAAAUGUUGGUGGUGAGUGCUUCUAUCAUAUUACUGUAGGUACUUGGACUGGUGCAAACUUGAUUCCUUUUCAUGCCCCUGUUUAGGAGCUAUUAAAAUAUUACUGUUAAAAAUCCAAACCAUUUGUUCCAUAUAAUAAGAAAAUAGCCAAGAUCACAUUAGAGCUUCUCAACUAUUUAUGAAGAGCUGUCCUGCUUUUAUUGAAAGUCACUAGAGUUGAAUGUGGUAAGAAACCACUUAGGCUAUGUAUUGGAUGAGAAAAUCAGUAUCACGAUAAAAUUUUGAAUUGAGAGAACUCUUGUAGAGUUUUAAAAAAAUGAUUUAUUUUCAAUUAGGUUUAAGAAAUCUAUGUUAUGCAGGGAGGCAUAUCAGAUGAAUGUUGUAGCAGACAAGUUUUAAAUCGUGUUAGACUUGAAUUCAUCAAUUGUUUGAAUGAGGGUGGGUGGGUAGAAGGAUAACAAAAUUACUGUUAGUGUUUCUUUCCUUACGGAAAAAGAUGUGAAUCCCAGCCUUAUUUCAGGGAAGCCUUUGAAGCUAUGAUGGACAUAAGUCUAAAUUAAAUGUAUGUAUGUUUCAUUAUAUUGCUCUUAAGACUACUGAGGUGGCAGUUUAAUUCUUAAAAACAAUAAAAUGGAAGCAUAAAUACUAUUUUGCCUAGAUGAAUUUUUAUGUAUUGGCACAUUUGGGAGAAUGCAGAAUUUUCCAUGUUGAUACAACUUACUACAGUAAAAUUAAGUUCACUUCUAAAAGAUUAAAACCAUCAAGUUGAACGUUACAUUUCUUCAGUGGCAUGUUUAUUCAGAGUAUAAUACAGUAUUUUGGGAAAUAUCUGUUGCAAAGACUGUAAGAAACUAUAUUCAUUUUGCCCUGUAAAAACUACUUGCUCAAAAUUAUCGUGUAAAUACUAGUUAGAUACCACUGAAAUGUAAAUAGAAGAGAUAUUUGAACAUAUCUUUAAACUCAGUAAGAGGCUGUAUGAAGUAUACAGAACUGCCAAAGGCUUUGUUCUGACUAAUGUAUUGGAAGAGUAUCUUUUGUAAUCUUUUUGGGAAGACUCUACAGUUCCGUCUUCCAUUUUUUGAAAAUGCCCCAUAUUAUGAGUACAUGAAAAAAGUGCAUGAGUACUCAAAGAUAGUUCUUCAUUAGAUUAGCCGUCAAAUUAGUAUGUGGUGUUAAACAUAUACUAUAUUCUGAUUGAAGUGUACUUACUCUUCUUCACUGGUUUGUAAUUUGCUACAUUAUGGCCUGGAAACCAAUCAGUUUGCUUAAUACAGUAUAUGUGUAAUCAAAGCAAUAUCAGAUAUACUAGGCUUAACAAGAAGUGGAGAUAAGCCAGGUAAAAUACUUGGGUGUGAUGCUAAUAAAACCUAAUUUGGAUUUUUAAA